This is a messenger RNA of Pollicipes pollicipes, 2070 nucleotides long. RefSeq names its product DNA polymerase alpha subunit B. NCBI's taxonomy places the organism in Eukaryota, Metazoa, Arthropoda, Thecostraca, Pollicipedomorpha, Pollicipedidae. Bases 152 to 1894 code for a protein of 580 amino acids. Gene Ontology annotation, biological process: DNA replication initiation; DNA replication. Gene Ontology annotation, cellular component: alpha DNA polymerase:primase complex. The transcript has 12 exons. Gene Ontology annotation, molecular function: DNA binding. The record is from RefSeq and is a predicted model, not a curated record.
CUGGGCAUCGUGGCGCUUUGGAGUGAGGAGGCCAGCGUUAUGCCCGCCUGAAAAGUAAACAACGUGCUGGCGGUUGUGAGUUGUGCGUUUGUUACGUUUUUUAAAGCCUGGCGACACAGUGUAACCGCAAGCCUGCUUAGAGUAAGCAAAAAUGCCUCUUUCAGAAGAAAUUAAUGAAGAGUUCGGGAACUUCUGCAUUAAUGUCACGAAGGAUACGCUCUCCAAAUGUGUCUCUCUCUGCAAGGAACACCACCUGUCUGCAGAGGACCUAGUGUAUGGCUGGGUGGCCUACUCAUCAGAGCAUGGUCGUCCAGCUCUCACUGAUGCCCGGCUGGAGGUCAUGGUUCGCUCCAAGCUGAGUGGCAAGUCCAAGAGCCAGGCUGAUCCCCUCCAGUCCAGCUCCAUCAAGAUCUACACCAAGGACACCAUAGAUCAGGCGCCGCGAAGCGUCCUUCCGGCGGGAUCGUCACCGGUCGGCAGUCAGGCGACGAAGCGGCAGACGACGCCGACCCAGGUGACUCCGAAGCGGGGCCCGGGCCUUCCCUCGGGCCAGGCUGUGCCGUCUCGCUCGGCACUCUUCAGCCCCACCAGCUACUCCCCCACCGUGACGGCGCCCUCGGAGCGGUACGAGUCCCGCACGGGGCGCGGGGACGUCAUCGCCAGCUGGGGUCCCGAGGUGGCCGACUGGACUGCCGACGCCGAGCCGGCCGGCCCGGCCGCGCCGCUCGGCCCGGCCCGCCUCCAGCGGCCCUACCGCUACAUGUUCGAGCGGCUCCGGGACCGCACGGACGUGCUCAACGCCCACAUCCUGGCGCUGGGCGAGAGACUGCAGCGCCACCACGGCCUGGAGGAGUACGCCCAGCCGCACGCCGUCGCCCAGGAGCCGGUGUGCGCUGUCGGCCGGAUCGCCUGCGACGGCCAGGGUCGGCUCAACUCCAAGUCGAUCCUGCUGGAGGGAGGCAAGGGCACCUACGGCGAGGCGCGACACGUGGAGCUGGACGUGUCGCAGGUCCAGGACGUUGGCCUCUUCACUGGACAGGUGGUGGCGGUGACCGGGGUGAACCCCACCGGCAAGACGUUCGUGGCGUCGAGCAUCUUCAGCUCGGCGCCGCCGCCGCCCGCCGACCCGGCCCACCUGACGCACGAGCUGACCCUGCUGGCGGCCUGCGGCCCCUUCACCACCGCCGAGGACCUGCUGUACACGCCCCUCCGGGACCUGCUGGCCGAGGCCGCGCGCCUCAAGCCGCACCUGCUGCUGCUCAUGGGACCCUUCAUCGACGCCAAGAUCAUUGAGAACGAGCUGGCGGAGACGUAUCAGCAGCUGUGGAACCGGCUGUUGGAGCUGAUGCGCACUGCGCUGGCCGGGUCGCACACGCAGGUGCUGCUGCUGCCGUCGACGGCCGACCUGCACGCUGAGCCGGUGAUGCCCACGCCACCGUUGGCCACUGCCGCCGGCCCCUUCACCAUGCUGCCGAACCCGUGCUGCUUCGCCGUUGACGGCCUGGUGAUCGGAGCGACAUCUACCGACGUGCUCAUGCACCUCAGUCAGCAGGAUAUCAAACUGCCGGGCCCCGGCUCCAGCGACCGGCUGGCCCGCCUCUCCGGCUACCUCAUCGGCCAGCAGUCGUUCUACCCGCUGUACCCGGCCGAGGAGAGCGUGGGCCUGGACUUCCAGCACUGGCAGCAGCACUGUCAGCUGCCCGUGCUGCCGCACCUCCUCAUCACGCCCUCCGACUUCAGAGGCUUCGUCAAGGAGGUGAGCGGGUGCCUGGUGGUGAACCCGUCCAGACUGGCCCGGGGCCAGGUGGGCGGGUCGUACGCCAGGAUCAGGACCCCGACCACCAAGGACGGCUUGUUCCAGGACAAGUUCGCCGUCCAGGUGCUUAAGAUCUGAGACGGCCACGGACACGAGCGGGCGGUGCCACGGGUCGGCGCACGAUCGGCCGGGUUUUGUCUGCAGCGAUUUUCCGCGAGGAGCGAGUCGAGUCUGUUGAAGUGUAAGUGAGUCAGUUACGUCGUCCUUGUGUCUUGUUUCUUUCUGCGUAUGUCAAUAAACUGGUGAGUACAAUA